Molecule: messenger RNA, 2136 nt
Organism: Podospora anserina S mat+
Lineage: Eukaryota; Fungi; Ascomycota; Sordariomycetes; Sordariales; Podosporaceae
Exons: 3
Coding region: 1-2136 (711 amino acids)
Cellular component (GO): SBF transcription complex; MBF transcription complex
Molecular function (GO): transcription regulator activity; protein binding; DNA binding
Source: RefSeq, a predicted model, not a curated record
AUGGCCAAGGGCGCUGCCCCGGCCGGGGUAUACAGCGCGACAUAUAGUGGUGUACCCGUCUACGAGUUUCAGUUUGGGACCGAUCUCAAGGAACAUGUUAUGCGCCGGCGUGCCGACAACUGGGUGAAUGCGACACACAUCCUGAAGGCUGCCGGCUUUGACAAGCCUGCCCGAACGAGAAUUCUGGAGCGCGAAGUUCAAAAGGAGGAGCAUGAAAAAGUCCAGGGUGGUUACGGAAAAUACCAAGGCACAUGGAUUCCUCUCGAACAAGGCGAGGCGCUUGCCCAGCGAAACAACAUCUACGAACGCUUACGGCCCAUCUUUGAGUAUGAGCCUGGGAGUGAGAGCCCUCCUCCCGCACCAAGACAUGCGAGCAAGCCAAAGGCCCCAAAGGCCAAGCCUGCCGUUCCAAAAUGGGGCAGCAAGUCUCAAAACAGGAAGGGUAGUCUGUCGCAGCCCGCUGUGUUCUCACACAGUCAUGCCCAACAAGGUGUUCCCAUCCAAGAAGAAUACGAGAGUGUUGCUUCUCAGAUGCACGAAGACGACACCCCCGACAACAUGACUGUUGCCUCGGCCUCGUACAUGGCUGAGGACGAUCGAGCAUACGACAUGUCGCACUUCUCCACCGGCCACAGGAAGCGCAAGAGAGAGGAGGAGAUGCGGGACAUGACGGCGCAACAACAUGCCAUGUACGGGGAUGAGCUGCUUGACUACUUUUUGCUGUCUACAAACCAACAGGCUGCCAUUCGUCCUGAUCCCCCAACCAACUUUCAGCCGGACUGGCCCAUCGACACUGACAGGCAUACGUCGCUCCAUUGGGCUUCGGCCAUGGGCGAUACCGAUGUCAUCAAACAGCUAAAGCGGUUUGAUGCCAAUCUCAUGGCUCAGAAUAUCAGGGGGGAGACGCCAUUAAUGUGGGCGGUGAACUUUACGAAUUGCUACAUGAAGAAAACGUUUCCUACCGUUCUCAACGAGCUAUUCAAAUCGGUGGAUGCAAGAGAUCACUCUGGGUGCACUGUCAUUCACCAUGCGGCGGUUAUGAAGCGAGGACGGGUACAAAGCUCAACCUGUGCUCGGUAUUAUCUGGACAUCAUCCUGAACAAACUGGUAGAAGUUCGCCAGCCAGAGGAGGUACAGGCGCUGCUCGAUGCUCAGGAUGAAGAGGGCAAUACGGCGUUGCAUCUGGCGGCCAGAGUCAACGCCAGGAAAUGCAUCAGAUCGCUUCUCGGCCGUGGAGCAGCAACCGACAUCGAAAACAACGAGGGCGUGAGAGCGGAGGAUUUGAUCAAAGAAAUCAACACCACCCGUUCUCUUGCCCGGACCGGGCCACAGCGCUCCUCGAGUCCGUUCGCCCCUGAGACAGCCCGGCGCAAUGGCUUUCGGGAUGCCCUUGGAGAAGACCCAACGAGCAAGUUACAGUUGUCAUACCAGAGUGAGGCAGCCAACACGGUGCAAUCGCGCAUCACGCCGCUCGUGCUCCAGAAACUUCAAGAUUUGUCUCAAAGCUACGACAGCGAGUUCAACGAGACGGACGAAGCCGAAAAGGAAGCCAGACACAUCCUGGCCAACACCCAAGCUGAGCUCAACAACCUCCGAGCCAGCAUCGCCGAGCUCGAGUCCAGGAUCGAAGCCGACGACCAAGCCAGCAAGACGGAGGAAGAGGUGGCCGCCGCCAAGAAGCAAGUCCUUGCUCUCUUUCGCCGGCAGACGCAGCUCGCCAUUGAAAAGGCCAUUGAGCAGAACCUCGCCUCUGUUACCAAUGGCCAGCAGCAAGAGGAAGAAGACGACUCACCGGAAGAGCGGCUCAAGCUCGCGGCGCAACUCCAUGCCAUGUUGGUCGAGCAGGAAGCUGCCGAGGUGGAGUACGUCGAGGCGAGGGGCAUGCUUGGGACGGGCAAGAAGAUUGAUCAGUACAGGCACUUGCUCUGCAGCUGCUUGCCGCCCGAGGACCAGGACAUGCUGGACCAGAACCUGGAGGACAUGAUCUCCAUGAUGGAGGAUGAGGCGGAGAGCAACAGUGCCGCUUUAUUGCCGCCAGGGACGAACCCGGAUGGGGUCAUGGAGGGGAUGGGCAUGCUGGGUGGGAUGGCGCUGGCGAUGGCGGAGGCGGCUGAGCCAAUGGAGAUUACUGGGUGA